AUGUCAUCAAACUCUUAUGUAUAUAAUACAUUAUACAAUACCUGCAAACAUCACAUAUAUAACAAAUACAUCACAUAUAUCAAAUACAUUACAGAUAACAAAUACAUUACAGAUAACAAAUACAUUACAGAUAACAAAUACAUUACAGAUAACAAAUACAUCACAGAUAACAAAUACAUUACAGAUAACAAAUACAUCACAGAUAACAAAGACACAGAUAACAAAUACAACACAGAUAACAAAUACAUCACAGAUAACAAAUACAUCACAGAUAACAAAUACAUCACAGAUAAGAAAGACGUCACAGAUAACAAAUACAUCGCAGAUAACAAAUACAUCACAGAUAACAAAUACAUCACAGAUAACAAGUACAUCACAGAUAACAAAUACAUCACAGAUAACAAAUACAUCACAGAUAAAAAAGACGUCACAGAUAACAAAUACAACACAGAUAACAAAUACAUCACAGAUAACAAAACAUCACAGAUAACAAAGACACAGAUAACAAACACAUCACAGAUAACAACAACACAGAUAACAAAUACAUCACAGAUAACAACAACACAGAUAACAAAUACAUCACAGAUAACAAAUACAUCACAGAUAACAAAUACAUCACAGAUAACAAAUACGUCACAGAUAACAAAGACAUCACAGAUAACAAAUACAUCACAGAUAACAAAUACAUCACAGAUAACAAAUACGUCACAGAUAACAAAUACGUCACAAAUAACAACAACACAGAUAACAACAACACAGAUAACAAAUACAUCACAGAUAACAAAUACAUCACAGAUAACAUCACAGAUAACAAAAACAUCACAGAUAACAAAUACAUCACAGAUAACAAAUACAUUACAGAUAACAAAUACAUUACAGAUAACAAAUACAUUACAGAUAACAAAUACAUUACAGAUAACAAAUACAUUACAGAUAACAAAUACAUCACAGAUAACAAAUACAAAAUACAUUACAGAUAACAAAUACAUCACAGAUAACAAAUACAUUACAGAUAACAAAUACAUCACAGAUAACAAAGACACAGAUAACAAAUACAACACAGAUAACAAAUACAUCACAGAUAACAAAUACAUCACAGAUAACAAAUACAUCACAGAUAAGAAAGACGUCACAGAUAACAAAUACAUCGCAGAUAACAAAUACAUCACAGAUAACAAAUACAUCACAGAUAACAAGUACAUCACAGAUAACAAAUACAUCACAGAUAACAAAUACAUCACAGAUAAAAAAGACGUCACAGAUAACAAAUACAACACAGAUAACAAAUACAUCACAGAUAACAAAACAUCACAGAUAACAAAGACACAGAUAACAAACACAUCACAGAUAACAACAACACAGAUAACAAAUACAUCACAGAUAACAACAACACAGAUAACAAAUACAUCACAGAUAACAAAUACAUCACAGAUAACAAAUACAUCACAGAUAACAAAUACAUCACAGAUAACAAAUACGUCACAGAUAACAAAGACAUCACAGAUAACAAAUACAUCACAGAUAACAAAUACAUCACAGAUAACAAAUACGUCACAGAUAACAAAUACGUCACAAAUAACAACAACACAGAUAACAAAUACAUCACAAAUACAUCACAGAUAA
Molecule: messenger RNA, 1623 nt
Organism: Procambarus clarkii (red swamp crayfish)
Lineage: Eukaryota; Metazoa; Arthropoda; Malacostraca; Decapoda; Cambaridae
Source: RefSeq, a predicted model, not a curated record